This is a messenger RNA of Quercus lobata, 1131 nucleotides long. RefSeq lists its product as uncharacterized. Gene Ontology annotation, biological process: negative regulation of transcription elongation by RNA polymerase II. NCBI's taxonomy places the organism in Eukaryota, Viridiplantae, Streptophyta, Magnoliopsida, Fagales, Fagaceae. Gene Ontology annotation, molecular function: histone reader activity. The record is from RefSeq and is a predicted model, not a curated record. The transcript has 5 exons. Bases 1 to 912 code for a protein of 303 amino acids.
AUGGUCAAUCAAGAAAAUGUCAAAUCUAAUUCUCUAUGUUCUUCAGGACCUAGCAUAUUGAACAGAGACAAAAGCAUGCAAGUUCAUCCUGAAGUGCAAAAAGCCAUUGAAAAGGCAAAAGUAAAGUUUCUUCCAGCUGAAGAAGCCAUCAGUUUUAUACCUGGCACCAAAACAAGACAGGUUAACCACAGUAAUUGGGGUACUCCAUCUGUUUCUGUAUCCAAGAGGACUAUUGCUGGGGCUCAGAAUGUCACUUCUAAGUGUCACCCGCUGACAAAAAAUACACAUUUUGGUUCUACUGCUAAACGGCUAAAAACCAUUGGACUGGAAGAUAGACCUGGAAAACCAGUUGCUUCUGCUGUAAAUGGUGGUACCCUUUCCACAGGUGCUGCUCCCAGUAAUCUUGAGAUUCAAGAAAGAAAUUCACCAAUGAUUAUGUCAAACUAUUGGAAAUAUCCUCCAAAUGGACCUUCUUUAGAAAUUGUUUGGAAGGGCUGCUUUGAGGUUCUUGAUUUUGCCCUCAAUGCUGGAUUUUAUGAGGGAUUUUUGGCUCAUCCUCCAGUAAAAGUUUCUCGUAAAGCUUAUGAAUUUUCAAAACAGAUUGCUGGAGUUCUGCAGUUUAAAUUGCACCCUCGUUGUGAUAUAUGGCCAGAGAAUUUCUGGACCAAUUUUCCUGAUGGGAAUGAUAUAGCUUUGUACUUUUACCCUGGAAAAUUUGAAAGGUCGAGAAAGAAAUACUCUUCCCUUUUGAAGUUCAUAGAACAGAAUGAUAUGGCACUGAAGAGUCUCAUGGGACGUGUGGAGUUACUUGUUUUUCCAUCUAGCUUGUUGCACAAAAAUUCCCAAAAACUAGAUGGCAGUUUCUUCAUGUGGGGUGUUUUUCGCUGUUCAAAUCGCAACACCAUUACUUGAAACUGCGCACUUUUCCUGCUGCCAUAUCCCCCACAGCUGCGUAGUAUGACUGUUAAAAGAAAGAUACAUGUUGAUCCAUUCUUCAAAGGAAUGAGACAGUUCAGGAAAGAUAAAUGUCAAUCACCAAAAAAGAGAUUCAACAAAAUGUAGCUGAUGAUCUGUUCUGCUGAGUAUGAUGAGGAAAUUGUGCCACCGUGUUGGUGAUUCAAGAAUACAGUU